Nothobranchius furzeri (turquoise killifish) is the source of this 5052-nucleotide messenger RNA. Lineage: Eukaryota; Metazoa; Chordata; Actinopteri; Cyprinodontiformes; Nothobranchiidae. The record is from RefSeq and is a predicted model, not a curated record.
UGUGUGUGUGUGUGUGUGUGUGUGUGUGUGUGUGUGUGUGUGUGUGUGUGUGUGUGUGUGUGUGUGUGUGUGUGUGUGUGCCUGCUCUGUCUUCCCGAUCCCCAGUGAGUCGUGGAGGAUGGCUGCUUAUACUGAGCCAGGAUUCUCUGGAAGUUUCUUCCUGUUAAAAGGGAGUUUUCCUCUCCACUGUCGCUGCAUGCUUGCUUAGUAUGAGGAUUGCUGUAUAGUCACUGACACUAGUCAGUGACUUGAUCCAAUUUGCUGGGUUCCUUAUAUAGGAAACAUUAUUUCUGAUUGGCUUAAUGAACUGUGAAUUGGAAUGUUUAUUAUGUGAAGUGCCUUGAGACGACUCUUGUCGUGAUUUGGCGCCAUAUAAAUAAACUUGAAUUGAAUUGAAUUGAAUUAAAAGAGCUACGAAGCACCAGAGUCAUGCUAAAACUCUUAGCUACAAAUCUUCUGAUUGUCUUCAACAAGAGAGUGACUCUAAUGCACAGUCCUUUUCAUACAUAAACAUGUGGAAAUAUGUAGAGUUUAGGGUCCAGACGUUGACUCUUACACUUCAGGAUGUGAUGUUUUGUAGGGCGGAGGAUGAAGCUCUUACCUAACAUGUAUGUGAUGACACAUUUGUGUUGGUUGGUACCAUGUGUGUUUGUUAAAGGGAUACUAAGCAGUUUUCCUUGCUUUUAGCACCCCCUAGUGUGAUGUUAUGAGAUAGUUCAGGAAAAACUCAAUUACCCAGAAGGCUGGAGAGGAGAUUAUUGGAGGGAAGGGAAACUGCAUGGAUGAUACAGUAGUGGUGGCUAGUGCUAAAUAAAGAUCUGGAAAAGGAGUUUUCACACCUCGUUUGCUUAUUAUAAGAUUAAGCAAGACAACACAUGGUGUCAGAAGUGGCCGUGAGCAAGACGAAGGACAGAUUUGCCACGGGGGAGCCGCGAAAGACGGAUGUAGAGGGAGAGUCUAUGGAAAGCGUGAGUAAUGGCGUGCUACAGAGCUACAUGCUAAAGACCUGUGCUGUAUUGUGUGACGCCCGUGAGCGACGGUAAAAGUGAAGCAGAUCGCGUGUGGUCACUUAGAGCAAACAGAAGAGGAAUCGGUGCCUGUGAGAGCAGAUAGACACCAGUAAAGAGCUGCAGUGAUUGAGAUACCCCGACGUGCUGCCAUGGAUAAGCUAAGCCUGCCCUCAUCCAUGCAAGUGACUGGUAACCUUGCUGAAAACUGGAAGCGCUUUAAGCAAAGGUUUAAUAUAUAUUUGACUGCAAGCGGAGCAGGUGGAGAUGAUGAAAAACUGAAAGCUCACAUCCUUUUGCAUGUUAUAGGGGAAGAUGCAUUGGAUAUAUAUAAUAGCUUUCAGCUGGAUGAGGCUGAUUUGACUUUGGCUGACGUGAUGAAUACAUUUGAAGAGUACUUCGUACCUAAACAGGAUGUGACCUAUGAGAGGUACAAAUUUUUUUUACCCAUGAUCAGAAGCAGGGGAUACCUUUUGAUCAAUAUUUAGCAGAGCUUCACACAUUAAGCAAAUCGUGUGAAUUUGGGACUUUGAGAGACUCGCUAGUAAGAGACAGGAUUGUCUGUGGAACUGUGGAUAAUGCACUGAGAGAGAGGCUGCUGAGAGAGACUGGACUUACACUGGAUAAGUGUGUCAGCAUGUGCAGAGCAGCGGAAACCACACGAGCACAAGCAAAGGAGCUCCGGAGAGGUGAGACGUCAGUGCAUGCUCUAACUAAAGAUGGAGUAAUAAAGAAAACAUUUACCAAACAAAAGUACCAAAAAGGGAAAGCUACAGAGUUCAGAUGUGGUAAAUGCAGAAGCAGUCACAGACCAAAAUCGUGCCCAGCAAUUGGGAAAUCCUGUAACAAUUGUGGGAAAAUGAAUCACUAUGCCAAAUGUUGUAAAGCAGCUCCAAAACAGAAAGUUCACACAGUCGAUGAAGAAGCAGAGGAUGAGGAGGAGUUCAUUGUAGAUGAAGUACACACCUCUACAUCAGAGAAAGAGGAAUGGGUGGUGCCAGUUGAGGUCAAUGAGGCAAUAAUUCCAUUCAAGUUGGACACAGGGGCCCAGGUUAACUUGGUAUCAUGGGAACGUUACAAAGCUAUGACAAAAAAGAGCAAAAUGCAUCCUGUGAAAAUAAAAGUCACUGGAUACACAGGAGAGAGAGUUUCUGUUAAAGGUGGAUGUGUUGCGACAUUCAGAUACAAAAAACACCAGAUAAGAGCACAGCUGCUGAUCGUGGAUAAGAGUGUACAACCAGUCCUAGGACUCAGUGCAUGCGUAAAGCUCAACCUGGUUAAAAGGGUGUACAUAGUCUCCACACCAGAAGCCCCGAAUGAUCAGGAUUCCCUCAUGGAACAAUAUAAAGACUGUUUCGAAGGACUUGGAUGUCUCCCAGGACAACAUAAAAUAUGUGUGGAUAAAAACGUGCCACCUGUUGUGCAUCCCGGUAGGAAAAUCCCAUUUGCACUGCGGGAAAAACUAAAAGACGAACUGGCACGCAUGGAAAAACUAGAGGUCAUCAAGAAAAUAGAUGAGCCAACUGAAUGGGUCAGCUCACCGGUGGUUCUACAAAAGAAAACAGGUGCUCUCAGAACAUGUUUGGAUCCAGGGGAUUUAAAUAAAGCUAUUAAAAGAGAACAUUUCAAGCUGCCAACCAGAGAAGAAAUCAUGGCACAGUUUGCCGGAGCUAAAUGGUUCAGUAAACUAGAUGCCUCAUCAGGUUUCUGGCAGCUGAGGCUGGACGAGGAGAGCUCUAGACUUUGUACGUUCAACACACCUGAGGGCAGAUACAGGUUUCUUCGUCUGCCAGACGGCAUCCUGUCAGCUCCUGAAGUCCACCACAAGACCAUUCAUAUGAUUUUUGAGCACAUUCCAGGAGUGGAGACCAUGAUGGAUGACAUCAUAGUUUGGGGAACCACUAGAGAAGAACAUGACCAAAGACUGAGACAAGUACUAGACAAGACAAGAGAAGUCAAUCUGAAACUAAACAAAGAUAAAUGUGAGUUUGGAGUGAAAAAACGUACAUUUGUGGGAGAUGUUGUCGGUGAGAACGGGGUGAAGCCAGACCCAAAGAAAACGUCAGCAAUUUGUAACAUGGAAAGACCAAACAACAAAGACGACGUCAGAAGGUUUCUAGGAAUGGUCACCUAUCUGGCAAAGUUUGUCCCACAACUGUCAACAUUGUCAGCCCCUCUCAGAAGUUUGCUUGAACAAAAGAAUGAAUGGAUCUGGUCCCAUGAGCAAGAACAAUGUUUUCUAAAGUUAAAAGAGAUUCUCACACAAGAGCCAGUGCUGAAGUUUUAUGACCCAGAGAGAAGCACCAGGAUCUCAGCAGAUGCAUCACAACACGGACUGGGUGCAGUGCUGUUGCAGCAACAUGAGGAACAGUGGUUGCCGGUAGCCUACGCAUCCAGAGCUUUGACGAGUGCAGAGACACGAUACGCUCAAAUCGAAAAGGAGCUGUUAGCGAGCAUGUAUGCAUGUGUAUGUUUCCAUCAGUAUGUAUAUGGCCAAACUUCUGAAGUGGAAACUGACCACAAACCACUGGUGUCCAUCAUGUCCAAACCACUGAAUGACUGCCCAGUACGGAUACAGCGCAUGCUAAUCAGGCUACAGAAAUACGACGUGCACAUGAUCUACACCAAAGGAAAGUAUAUGUACACAGCUGAUACAUCAUCAAGAGCAGUGGAUAAGGAAGAGCAUGAAGACCUUGAGAAAAGUCUGGACAUACAAGCAUAUGUUGACAUGGUGAUGACAUCUCUGCCAGUAUCUGCUGACAGAUCAGAACAGAUAAAAAUAGAGACAAAUACAGACGAAGUCAUGAAUGAACUUAAGAGCACACAAAUCCAGGAUUACUGGAACUGCAGAGGAGAACUAACAGUGGUGGAUGACAUAGUGAUGAAAGGGAGCAAAUAUGUCAUACCAUCCUCAGUACGCAAACAGAUGCUCCAAAAGAUCCACGAAGGUCACCUCGGAGAGGUCAAGUGUAAACGCAGGGCAAGAGAAGUAAUGUACUGGCCAAGAAUCAACCAAGACAUCAGCCAGACCACAGCUUCAUGUGAACAGUGCCGCAUCUACAGGCCCAAACAGCCGGCGGAGCCACUGCUGGCUCACCCAGCACCACACAGACCUUACUAUAAGGUAGGAACAGACCUGUUUGAUUUUGAUGGGAAAAGUUACAUAGUGGUGACAGAUUACUUUUCAAACUAUCCAGAAGUUGGGCUACUGCAGACAACUUCAAGUAAAGCAGCGAUCGCUUAUCUCAAGACUGUCUUUGCCAGGCAUGGUGUCCCAUGUGAACUUUUCUCCGAUAAUGGGCCCCAGUUUUCCAGCUGUGAGUUUGCCACCUUUGCUAAGGAAUGGGGGUUUCAACACUCAACAUCAAGCCCCAUAUAUCCAAAGUCCAACGGCUUAGCAGAAAGCUCCGUCAAGAUAAUAAAAACAUUAAUGAAAAAAGCUCAGGACAGAGAGGAUUUUCAGAAGAGCCUACUGAUCUAUAGAAGCACACCGUUGCAGAAUGGAAUGUCACCAGCUCAGAUGCUGAUGGGGAGACGUAUUCGAUCCAACCUACCAGUUAAUGAGGACCUGCUGACGCCAAAAGCUGCACAUAAAGUUAAGGAAGCAAAGGAUGGACAAAAGGUGAAACAAAAACAGCUGCAUGAUCGCAAGGUGAGACACCCGCCUUCCCUGAAGCCAGGAGACAAGGUGCGUCUCAGAGACAUUACUACAGGGACCUGGAGACAUCAAGGUCAGGUGAAGGAGGAGGUGGCACCACGUUCAUACAGGAUCCAGAUGGAGGGUGGAGUGUCCCUGAGGAGAAAUCGAGUAGACCUUCAGCUACAUCCAGAAGGAAAAGACACAGAACCUCAGGAGACAGUGCAGCAGGACAUGGAGAAAUCUACAGAGUCAGCAAACAGAGGGUCAGAAGACGCUAGACGUGGCCCGUCACAGGAUUCCGCGUCACCUGCUGCUGAGAGACUUUUGAAAACUAUGACAUCACCACUGUUGCAAGAGCAUCUGGCUGCAGACAUCAGCUGGCGUCUUUGCCGUGACAGGAAAUGA